AUGAAUCUUGAUUCACAACCUUCAUCUCGGCUCAACGGGAGCACAGAACUCAAGAGAUUCGUGUGCGAUCUUGCUCAACAAUUACCAUGUUUUAAAGCACGUGCUCAGGAUAUUCAAAUCAUCAAGAAACCCAAUGAGUUUUAUCAAACAUUACUGGAUAUGAUUUCUAAAGCAAGACAUCGGAUCUUUAUUGCAAGUUUAUAUAUUGGUAAAGAAGAACAUGAGUUGAUCACCGCUCUACAUCGAUCCUUAAAAUCUACUCCUACUUUACACCUGACGAUCGUGGUGGAUUGUUUAAGAUCUACUCGAGAAGAUCCUCAACCUUCAUCUGGAUCAAUCUUGGCAAGUUUGAAAACUGAGUUUCCUAAUCAAGUCGAAAUUGCUCUCUUUCAUACUUCUGAACUCUUUGGAUGGAGAAAAAGUUGGAUUCCUAGACGGUUUGAUGAAGGAUGGGGAUUACAACAUAUGAAGGUUUAUGGUGUAGAUGAUCAUUUAAUCAUGAGUGGUGCUAACUUGAGUCAUGAUUAUUUCACAAAUCGGAUGGAUCGUUACAUCAAGAUCUCAAAUCAUAGUCUUCUAGCCGAUUACUUUCAUGAGCUAUGCAAAACUACUGCCCAAUUAUCAUACACAAUCGAUCCUAAUUCCACACCUACAAACUUAUCAUUCUCAUGGCCAAAGAAUCAUGAUCUUCAACGACCUGAUCAUUCGAAACUAACAUCUACCAAAUUCAAAACCACUGGUCAUCACAAGUACCAAAGCUUGACUCAAAAAUGGAAAACUUUAACAUCUGAUUCAACAGCUUUUGAUUCGCAAGACUCAAAAGUUUACAUUUUUCCAGUUUUACAAAUCGGACCAUUUGAGAUCCGACAAGAAACUCGGCUGGUGGUACCUGAAUUGAUCCGUUUAGCCAACACGUUAGAAACUUUGACUGAUGGUUGUAAAGUAAGACUAGAUUGGACAAGUGGAUAUUUUAGCAUUUUAAGAGACUAUAAACGAAUGCUUUUAGAAUCCAAUUUGAAUGUUUCAAUAACAUCUGCAUCACCUGAAGCAAAUGGGUUUUAUCAAUCCAAAGGUGUAUCGAAAUAUAUUCCAGAUGCUUAUACUUAUUUAGAAAGCUUGUUUUAUCAAGAUAUCAUUAAAGCUCGUAAACAGGAUCAAAUUCAAAUUCGAGAAUGGAUUAAAGAAGGUUGGACGUAUCAUGCUAAAGGAAUUUGGUUAUCAAGAAUUUGUAAUCCGAAUCCUUCAGCCGAUAUACCUACUGAUUCGACCCAUUUAAACUCAAACCGAUCUAUAUCUAAUGAAUUUGAACCGUUUUUAACAAUGAUCGGAUCAUCAAAUUACGGACGUAGAUCAGCAGAAAGAGAUCUAGAAUGUAAUUUAUUAAUCAUAGAUGAAACAGAAGAAAAGGGAGUUUCAAAUCAAUUGACAGAAGAAUUGACUGGAUUAAGAAAAAAUGCAACAGGUUUGGUUUGUGAGGAUUGGUUUGAAGGGGAUGGUAGACAGGUUGGGUUGGGUGUUAAGCUUGCUACUCGAUUGAUUAGGAAUAUGUUGUGA
Molecule: messenger RNA, 1554 nt
Organism: Melampsora larici-populina 98AG31
Lineage: Eukaryota; Fungi; Basidiomycota; Pucciniomycetes; Pucciniales; Melampsoraceae
Exons: 6
Coding region: 1-1554 (517 amino acids)
Biological process (GO): cardiolipin biosynthetic process
Cellular component (GO): mitochondrion
Molecular function (GO): CDP-diacylglycerol-glycerol-3-phosphate 3-phosphatidyltransferase activity
Source: RefSeq, a predicted model, not a curated record